Synchiropus splendidus (mandarinfish) is the source of this 1475-nucleotide messenger RNA. RefSeq names its product PRP18 pre-mRNA processing factor 18 homolog (yeast) (gene prpf18). The record is from RefSeq and is a predicted model, not a curated record. Lineage: Eukaryota; Metazoa; Chordata; Actinopteri; Syngnathiformes; Callionymidae. Gene Ontology annotation, cellular component: U5 snRNP; U2-type post-spliceosomal complex; U4/U6 x U5 tri-snRNP complex. The coding region runs from base 221 to 1273 and encodes 350 amino acids. Gene Ontology annotation, biological process: generation of catalytic spliceosome for second transesterification step; RNA splicing. The transcript is spliced from 11 exons.
UGUAAUGCUGUUAAAGACUGUAUUACUACUCAAAAGCGUCGUAAAUAAGCUAUUUCACCUGCGUAUAACUUUUACUCUUUAUUUUGAAAGAGCAUUUCUGUUUUAUUUUGAAGUGUGGUUUGACAUCAUUUCCGGGCGGUUUUACUUCCUGAACGUGUGGGGGACUGUGAUGCUCGUCUGCGUAAAUUAAUUCAGUUUAACGGCAUUAUUUCAAAGUAAAAUGGAUAUUAUUAAAGCUGAGAUCGCGAGGAAGAGGAAACUCCUGGAAGAAAAAAAACUUGUUGAUGACUCCAAAAAGUGCUUCAAAAGGUCUGAUCUCGCACAGAAGGAGCGUGAAGAUUACUUGAUAAGAUCUGGCUAUAAGGUACAGCGAGAGCCUUCUCACUGCCAGAUCGAUAAGGAGGAGGAAGAUGAACCGUCCUCAUCAGCCAAUCCCGUGCUGGAACUGGAACUCACAGAAGAAAAGCUGCCAAUGACUCUAUCACGACAGGAGGCAAUUCGGCGGCUGAGAGAAAGAGGUGAACCCAUCCGACUGUUUGGAGAAUCAGACUACGAUGCCUUUCAGAGGCUGAGAAAAAUUGAGAUUUUAACCCCUGAAGUGAACAAGGGCUUGAGGAACGACCUGAAGGCUGCCAUGGACAAAAUCGACCAGCAGUAUCUGAAUGAAAUAGUCGGCGGAACAGAACCCGGGGAGGUUGACACCCAGCAUGAUCUGAAAGUGCACGAAGAAAACACGACCAUCGAGGAGCUCGAGGCGCUUGGCAAAAAUCUGGGCAGAGGAGACGACCACGGAGACAUGGAUGUCAUUGAUAAGUUUUUGAGGUUCCUUCUCGGAGUUUGGGCCAAAGAUCUGAACAGCAGGGAAGACCAUGUGAAACGCAGCGUCCAGGGAAAGCUGGCCAGCGCAACACACUCUCAGACCGAGUCUUACCUCAAACCUUUGUUCCGGAAGCUCAGGAAGAAGACAUUAUCAGCAGACAUCAAAGAGUCCAUCACCGAUAUCAUCAAGUUCAUGUUGGAGAGGGAAUAUGUGAAGGCCAAUGAUGCGUACCUGCAGAUGGCGAUCGGAAACGCUCCCUGGCCCAUCGGCGUGACCAUGGUCGGCAUUCACGCCCGUACAGGUCGAGAAAAGAUCUUCUCGAAACACGUGGCUCACGUUCUGAACGAUGAGACGCAGAGGAAGUACAUUCAGGGAUUGAAGAGACUCAUGACCAUCUGCCAGAAACACUUCACCACCGUCCCGUCCAAGUGUGUGGAAUACAACGCUCUGUGAUGCUCACCAUGACCGGCAACGUGUUACUAAAGGAGUGGAGGACAACUGCAACAUGACAGCAACAUUAGCUGCUCAAGUUUUUCAUGAUGAUGAGUCAGUGUUUUUGUAAGUUUUAUUACAUAACCAUGAUGUUCUCCUGUCAUUAAAAUUCUUUUUUUUAAUUCAUUUUCUUCUUUUCACUCCUCUGGAAUAAAUUAUUCAC